UACAUUCCGUUCCUGCUACAGAGACCUAGGUUGUCAGGAUGAGCGUUGGCUGAGCAGACACUCACCCAGCAAGGGAGCCGAGACCCGUCUGCUGACUAGGAUGGACAUAAAGGACAUUUUGCACAAAGGCGAUCUGGGUUCUAGAGAACCCCUUAAUCCUCCUUCCCAUUGCAUGACAUUCCAAGAGGAGAAAUGUAACGACCGACUGAUGGAGCACGACUACUCCGAUCAGGGCCAGCCGGUUCGGCAGUUGUCUCCGCUUCUUGCGUCGGCUGCCGCCUGCAACUUGUGCAACAAAAGAUUUUCCACCAGCCGCGCUCUCAAUUACCACUACGAGCGCUCUCACAAUCAGUUGGGGCCUGAAGAAAUGCGUUCCCGACGCUGUCCAGACUGUGGCAGAUACUUCCCCGGUCUGCUGAGCCUGGAGAAGCACCGGCUACUUCACAGGGGAAAGCGGUCGUUGCAGCUGUCCUACUGGGGCAAGGGGCCGGUGCAGUGCUGCUAUUGCGGUAGCUGCUUCAGCAAGCCCGGCAAACUUAAGGAACAUCAAAAGACUUGCUUUGAGAUCGAAAAACACGAAGAUCUCCCGGCACAAGCAGACGGGCAGAUGAACUGCUUAGAGUGUGGCAUGAGCUUCUUGGACGAGGGAGAGCUGCACCAACACUACAUACAGCAUGCUCGCGGAGAGCUGUAGAGACGAACGUCCCGCUAGCUCAGGAUCCUCUCCGUG
This is a messenger RNA of Spea bombifrons (plains spadefoot toad), 730 nucleotides long. RefSeq names its product zinc finger protein 576 (gene ZNF576). Gene Ontology annotation, biological process: regulation of transcription by RNA polymerase II. The record is from RefSeq and is a predicted model, not a curated record. Gene Ontology annotation, molecular function: RNA polymerase II transcription regulatory region sequence-specific DNA binding; DNA-binding transcription factor activity, RNA polymerase II-specific. Lineage: Eukaryota; Metazoa; Chordata; Amphibia; Anura; Pelobatidae. The transcript is spliced from 3 exons. The coding region runs from base 101 to 694 and encodes 197 amino acids. Gene Ontology annotation, cellular component: nucleus.